Penicillium cosmopolitanum is the source of this 1644-nucleotide messenger RNA. RefSeq lists its product as uncharacterized. The transcript has 4 exons. The record is from RefSeq and is a predicted model, not a curated record. The coding region runs from base 1 to 1644 and encodes 547 amino acids. Lineage: Eukaryota; Fungi; Ascomycota; Eurotiomycetes; Eurotiales; Aspergillaceae.
AUGACGGAUCUCCUUUUUCCCACCUUCGAAGCUCGACUAAAAUGCCAGAGAAAGCCUCAGUACGCAGCCUUUCUAACGGAUCUUGUUCGUGCUGCUUCUGACGGAAUUGAAGCAUUAUGCACAUUCCGUGCAAUUCUAUAUGACAGCCCAAGUGAGCCUAAAGAUGGAUCAUUCCUGGCAUUCGAUGCCCAUGUUGGCGAUACUGGCUGUCAUCUACGAGCCGGCAUGCUCUUUGAAGCAUAUGCUCUACACAGGGAAAUUUCAAAACAUCGUCUGACCGGCAAAGCCUUGCCACCGAUUUGGAUAGAUGAGACAAUUCGCCGUCUUGAAACAACUCGCACAAAAGCCCAACAUAUUUGUCUCGCGUUGACCCGAGAUGGGGCACGGCCGCAGACACUGGGAUUUGGCGGCAAAGAUCUUGUCAUUGCGAAGGGGCUUAAAGCACUUGAAUGGGAGGAGGUUGCUCUUUCGAAAGGUCCAUUCUGUCUCUAUGAGAAUAACCAGAAAUCCCUGCAGCGUGAAUUUGAAUGCCUGUCCUUUGCAGAUAGCACCGCAAUGUCGUUAGUGUCUUCAGAUAUUAGUCGACCAACCACACCUUCGUCUGACGAAUCUGAAUUUGGUUCUCCUUUUAAAACAGAAUGGGACUUGUAUGACAAUAGGGUCUUGGUGCGGUUGGUUAUUUACUGCUUCAUUCUAUCAAAGUACAAGACCUUCUCAAGCAUGAACAAUACCGUCGCAGCUCGCCUCUGUCCAGAAGCCGCCGCUGAGCAAGGCUACGCCUUGAUGAAAGAUUUUUGGGAUUUCAAACAUCCCGAAUACAAAAAGGCACGACUAGACAGGAUCGGACAGGAACUUCGCGUGCUACAAGUGUGGAUAUCCGAUCUGAGCUGCGCAUGGUUACACUCCAUCGCGAUGCGAUGCGACCUGAAAGAAAUGGGAAAUCUUAUAGCCGAGACGGCCCGAAAGUCAAGCACAGGGCUUAUGGUCGCACCUUGCUACCCAGGCUAUCUCCUCCUCCGCAGAGAGUGGGCUCAUGGCGAGAAUCAAAUCCUUCUCGUCGACCGCUAUUUCUGCUCGUUGGGGUGGCAUUUCAAUAUCUUCGUUGCUCAUAUGGGAAUACAGCGGGACGGACAACAGUUCAAUGCAGACCUACAGUGCCCAAUCGAAUGGUACAUCCAGCCUAUUACGCUUGACAAGUUGGCUUCAUCUGAGUGGAGCUCGCGACCUCUCCCGGUCGCCGUGGGGAAUAAGCGAGCAGGAUACCAUACAUACGAAGCUGAUGAGUGCGACGAGAACAAUCAGCAUCUUCGUGAUUUCAAAGAAGCGGAUCAUGACCGGCUUGCGCUUGCAUUUUUUGGAUCUCAUAAAUGUUAUCCUUUUCAGAUAGAGCCUGCCGAUGAAAUGGAGUAUGUGGGAUUGUAUAUGGAUAUUCUUUGUCCGGGGAUGCGGGGACAGUGGGAGAAAGUUGCAAAUGAACUGGGGAGACGAGGUGGUGGAAAAGAGAACCAGGAUAUCUUUGGUUGGCAGCAUGUUUUCAUCGAAGCCCCAAAGAAAGUGGUCGAUGGGAUGCUGGACAUGGCGAAUUCGGAGUUUCAAUACACUUGCAAGGCUUCUUCCAGCUAUCACAGUAAACAUUCUGCCUGA